AUGCAGUCCAUCAUCACCAUCGUCACCCUGAUUAGCGCCGCCUUCGCCGGCGUGAUCCCCCGAGACGAAGACAAGGGACCCGUCAACAUCCCCGUCGACAGCGUUGACAACCCAAAGGGAGACACCGUACAGGCUAUUACGCACUUGUACAUCUGCUCCGACGCCAACUUCUCCGGCCGCUGCCAGAACUUGGAGUCGAACACUGGUCAAUGCUAUGACUUGGGCAACGGCUUUAACGAUGUUGUUUCGUCGCUUGGCCCUGAUGCGGGAACUUCUUGCACUAUCUGGGAACACGCUGGAUGCACAGGAGCCUCCAUCGUCAACAUUGUUAACCCUGGCAUCUACAACCUCGCCGAUUCCAACUGGAACUUCAACGACAAGAGCGAACGAAAGAUGGCACUAAGUUUGCCGGGUGUCGAGUUGCAGCACAAUAUGAAUCCAUGA
Molecule: messenger RNA, 444 nt
Organism: Colletotrichum fioriniae
Lineage: Eukaryota; Fungi; Ascomycota; Sordariomycetes; Glomerellales; Glomerellaceae
Source: RefSeq, a predicted model, not a curated record